This is a messenger RNA of Girardinichthys multiradiatus, 1660 nucleotides long. Its product is annotated as peroxisome assembly protein 12-like. Bases 251 to 1408 code for a protein of 385 amino acids. The record is from RefSeq and is a predicted model, not a curated record. Gene Ontology annotation, molecular function: ubiquitin-protein transferase activity; protein binding; zinc ion binding. Gene Ontology annotation, cellular component: peroxisomal importomer complex; peroxisomal membrane. The transcript is spliced from 3 exons. Gene Ontology annotation, biological process: protein monoubiquitination; protein import into peroxisome matrix. NCBI's taxonomy places the organism in Eukaryota, Metazoa, Chordata, Actinopteri, Cyprinodontiformes, Goodeidae.
UUAAAAAUUAAGAAGAAGAAGAAGCUCUGCGCUUUGUGAGGAAGUAGUGUGACUGCUGACUGUUUUGAGCUGACUUUAGUCAUGCCUUACUGCAGAUACUCCAGUAACAGAACCAAACAUCCAUUCGGCGUUCUUACUAUGAUGUCUCGUGUUGCUCGAGCUUUUGUUAAAUCACUGCGUGAUGUUGAUGCAGCGUGAAGACACGUUAGUGACGCUUCUCUGCUGCUGACAGUAACGACAGAAAGCAGGCAUGGCAGAGGCCGGAGCCCAUCUAACCUCGACGGCUGUUAAUGAGCAGCCAUCCAUCUUUGAAGUACUGGCACAGGAGUCUCUGAUGGAAGCGGUCAGGCCUGCAUUGAGACAUGCGGUCAAGGUGAGGCUAAAUAUGAACACACACUGUCAGUUAGUACCAGAGCUUUAUGAUUUUAUGUCCCAUCAUUUUUUUAUUAUCCUGCUGCAUCAACUCUUUCAGGUUCUGGCUGAAUCCAACCCAUCCUGCUUUGGGUUUCUGUGGAAACGCUUUGAUGAGCUCUAUAUGCUGCUGGAUGUCCUCCUGCAGAACCAUUUCCUGUCCAACUGCAGUGCCUCCUUCUCUGAAAACUUCUAUGGACUAAAGAGAGUCUCAGACAGGCAGGGCCUUACUGCUCACCUGGGCUUGUGCAGGAGUUCCCGCUUGCGGUCGCUGCUACUCCUGUUCCUUGUGCCAUACCUGCGGGCCAAGCUGAAGGUGAUGCUGGCUCAGCAAAGGGAGGAGGAAGACUUCUCUAUCAGACUGGCACAAACCAGAAACCAGAGGUUUUUCCGAGCAGCAGUGGCAGCGUACCCUUAUGUCAGCUCGGCCUGGCAGGCCUGGAACUUCUGCCAGCAGCUGCUUUUUGUUUUCGGAGUCAGCAGGACCCACAGUCCCCUACUGUGGUUGGCCAAUGUCAGACUGGCACGGCUCAACACUCAAGACCUCAGAGAUAUGGAACGGAAUAUCAGCAACACUCAGAAACUGGCAGAUGGGAGACUGGUGCAGAGAGCGUGGUGGAUGAUGUCACAAACCACACGGAGUGUUGCAGUCUUCCUCUCCACCUCCCUCUCCCUGGGUGUCUUCUUUCUGCAGUUCCUGGAGUGGUUGUAUUCCUCGGAAAACCAGAGCAUAGUGAAAACCAUCACCUCUCUGCCUGUGCCUCCACCCCCGCUCCAUCUGCAAGUGGACUGCCACGAGGACGUACAGGUAGCGGCCGACAAGAACUGUCCAUUGUGCUUCAAACUACAAAAUAACUCCACGGUGCUGUCCACGUCCGGCUUUGUCUUCUGUUACCGCUGCAUUUAUGCUUACGUUAAAGCCAACCACUGCUGUCCCCUCACUGGAUUCCCCACAGAACUACAACACCUCAUCAAGAUCUAUGAGCCGGAGAGUUAGUGCUCUGAAGAUGUUUACCCUGUCUUUUGGGAAAAUAUGGCCUUACUGUUAGCUACAUUCCUAUGCAGGCUUGUAUCAACUGCUCUUUUAAAGGAUUUUUGGGAAGCGUAAAAAAUUUCUUCUUUUCUAUGCAGAAAAUUUUAAUAUCAAUGUUGAGAAAUUAUGAUCUAAUUCAGAUGCUAGUGUUUUCCACUUUGUCUUUAUAAAUACACAUUAAAUCAAUAAAGAUUAUGUUGGAGUUGUCCUUCUAAA